GGUGAGAUGGACAUUUUAGCAGAACACGUGAUCCAUGGAACUCAGGUACGGCAUCAACGCCAGCGGUGUUGUCCUCAUCGUGAGUAUCAAUGAACUCUAACUCUCGAGCGUCUUACGGCCACAACAAGUUGCUGCAACCACUCUUCUCGGUUUGUAGCCGCGGCGAGCCGGUUGGUUUAUCGUUAUGAUUUUUAGGGUGCUGCUCAUUGUUCUUUCCAUGUGAAGAGAUGCAGUAUCUGUCGAAGGUGAUAUCGUCGAUCAGCCAGGAUGGAAUCUUGUGCUCGACAGGUAGGGGCAACGCUGGCGCGAGCACGGCCGCCUUCGGGUCCCUCCUGACCAGCCGUCGUGCUCCUGGGUAGGGGUUAACGCAUCGGUGCAUCACAAUUUCAUGUUCUGUUAUGUUUUUUCUCUGAUCUACGCUUCCAGCUGCUGCAUUUCGUGAUUGGAGUCAUUUACAAUGGGGUUUCGUUUAUUGCCGACUAUUGCAGCCGUUGCGCUUCUCGUCCAAAGCGCCAGCGCAGGGCCAAAGGACAAGAAGUUGUCAGUUGGUGUGCCGCCACCGCCACCGCCACCUCCUGCAAAAGAGCUGUUGCCCCUGCAUACACAGACGGAAUGUUUUCAGGUGCCUUACAGUGUCGAGAGGGCAUGCUUGAAGAAGGAGUCCAUCUCCAGGCCUUACAACUGCCCACAGCCAGCCAUGGAGGAGGUUUGCAAACCCGUUCAGGUCAUGGUUGAUGAUGUGUGCCAUCGCCUCGUGAAGCAGGAGGUUUCCUACGAUUGUCCGAAGGCUACAACUCAAACGCUGUGCUCGCAGAUCCCACUGACAGUAGCACAAAUGUGCCGCCAAAAGAUAAAAGAGAAGGUCCCUAGCACAUGCUCUAAGGAAAUCGCCGUCCCGCGAUGUGAGAUCGACUCCAAGCUCGUUCCUGAUACUUGCUACGACACACAGCCGUAUGUCCAAGAAUACGAAUGCUGGAGCAGCGAGACUGCUACUGUCUGUGAUGUAGAAAUGAAGAAUAUCAAUUCAGUGUGCACCCGCGAGGUCGAGGUUCCGGUCGCGUACGAUUAUGAGGACACCCUGCAGGAGAAGGUGUGUUCAGUGAAGUUGCACACCAAGAAGGGGCAGUGUCGCAAGUCGAUUUUGUCCGAGGAGCAGUACCCGUGUCCCGUGUCAAAGUGGGAACAAAAAUGCGUUGAAACGUUCAAGAUGAUUGACGUUCCAUGUGAAAAGGACAUUCUGGUAGAAGAAACGUAUGACUGUAGCGAAAUGAAGCCUCACCGGGUGGUCAAAACAUGCGCCAAGCGAGUUCCGGGGAAGGCGAAGAUCGAACGGUGCCCCACACCUAGCAAAAAGCUCCGCAGACUGGGUCCGAGCAAGAAAGGAGGCUGCUACCUUGUUGAAGUAGAUACUGAAGAGAUCCAACAGCUUCCUUGCGAGGAAGAAGUUAUGGCAAUGGUGCCGAAGGUGUGCACCAGGAAAGUGGCAAAGAAGGCUCCGCAGAUUUGCCACCAGAAGGUACCUGAUAGCCAGUGCGUCAUGGAGGAAUUAGUGGUUCCCCAGAUGUGCUCUCGACCAGUCACUAAGGACGUCGAGGUGCCUUGCGAAUCUCAGGUCGCGCAAGAGGUGUGUGAGACUGUUCCUAAAAAAAUCAAGAAGCAGGGAUACAACUUUGAAAAGAAGGUGGAGAGCUUUGAGUGCGUGAAGCACGACUUCACAGAAAACUGCUACGAAGUGAAAAAACCCAAGAAAUCUGUCUGUGCAACCACCCUUCUCAAGAGCGUCUCGUUCGAAUGCCCGAGACGGGAAUUUCAGGAAGUCUGCAGUGACUUCCCAGAAAUUAUUGCCGAGCCAUGCCUGAAGGAGGUAGAGAAGGAGGUAGACUUCCCAUGCCCAGAGCAAACAACCGAAGAGAAGUGCCUUCACAUCCCCUCUUACGAAAUGGCCAAGUGCUCAGCCGUUGUUGAACGGGACGAAGAGUACCCUUGCUCCCGGAAGGAUCUGGUGAUCAAAUGUGAGACAAUCAACGUCGACCGGGUUGGAACCUGCUUCAAAACUGAAGUAACUGAAGUCCCCUACACGUGCUACGAGACCGCGUACAAAAACGUGUGUGCUGAUAUUCCUGUGACCCAUAUCCCGCCGCCUCCUCCCCCUGCUAAAAAACUGUAAAGGUGGUAAGUCUAACGGCUCUCCAUGAUAAAAGCAGGUGAUCUCGCAAGAAACCAUACUGUCGUGCUGACGACUUUGGCAGUCGAAAACAGGUGUUAUUCAUGUUCUGAGCCGUUUUUUGUGCACUUGCUGAGUCAUACAAUGGUUUUUGCGUCACGUCCGUUUAUAUGUCACUGUCCCUUUUGUCUCACCUGUCCAAUGACGUUUUCGGAUCGCAGUAUAGAACGGAACAUGAUUACAUUCAAGUUAGUAAUUUUAGU
Messenger RNA from Toxoplasma gondii ME49, 2427 nucleotides. Its product is annotated as Toxoplasma gondii family D protein. The coding region runs from base 458 to 2167 and encodes 569 amino acids. Lineage: Eukaryota; Apicomplexa; Conoidasida; Eucoccidiorida; Sarcocystidae. The transcript has a single exon. The record is from RefSeq and is a predicted model, not a curated record.